AACGCUUCAAGUCUUUAUCAUCAGUGUCAGCGGUAAACCUAAUUGAGAUAAGCCCACUCGUCAUCUUUGCUGCUUCCUUUGUUAUUCGUUACUAAUUAACCGUGCUCAUUAUAAUAUUUAUAUAACACUGGAAAGGUAAGGAAGAGUAACAUACGAGCAACGAAUAGCUCAGUAAUUUAUUUUGGGAACGAAUUGGCGGACGAUGUCUUCUUUCCGAUAUCUUUCGAGCAAAAAUGCUGCUCUUGUUCUCAAAGGAUUGGAAUCUUUACUCGAUCUGGAAGAGCUUUGUGAUGUAAUCCUUCGAACAGAAGAUGGUUUCUCGAUAUCGGCACACCGCAAUGUUCUCUCCGUCGGCAGCCCAUACUUCAGGGCCAUGUUCUUGGGACAACUGAAAGAGAGUAGAAGAGAAGACAUCACUCUAAAAGGGGUUACCGGUGAAGCUCUUCGAUGUAUUGUUCGGUUUGUGUACACCUCUUCAAUAGACGUGAAUGACGCAAAUGUUGACGAUGUUCUUAGCGCUUCGGACCUUUUCCAGAUGAAAGAAAUUACUACCGUUUGUUGCCAGUUUCUUAAAGAGCAACUUCGGCCGUCAAAUUGCUUGGGAAUAGCAGCUAUUGCCGGUGGCUUUUCCUGCGAAGAACUUUGGAGUGAGGCGCGCAAGUUUGCUGUAAAACACUUCAAUGAGGUAAUAAAAUGUGAUGAGUUCAAGGAUCUGUCGUUAGACGCAGUCAAAGAUCUGCUUUCAGACGAAAAUGUGUGCAUUCGAUCAGAGGAAGAUGUUUAUAAUGCAGCUGUUGAAUGGUUGACGUGUUUUGGCGAUCGCCUGAAAUACUCGUCGGAAAUACUACGUUGUGUACGGCUACCUGUUUUGUCUCCUACAUUUCUCCGUUCACAGGUGAUGAGUAAUGAGUGGGUUAUAAAUGAUCCUGAGUGUAAGCAGAUGCUAGAUGAAGCCCUUUCCUAUGCUUCUUCCCCUUCAUCUGAAAAGCGUAAGCACUCUUCAGCAGUAAGAAUGAGGCCACGAGUCCACUCGGGGUUUGCUGAUGUCAUGGUUGCCAUUGGUGGUCUCCACCUUGGUAGUCCUGUGGCAUCAGGGGAACAAUACAACAUGUACACUGAUGAAUGGUCACCUAUUGAAGACAUGCCUACCCUGCGGUAUGGUGUUGCUGUUACUCAACUUCAUGGACAGAUAUAUUGUCUGGGAGGAUUUGAAAGUGGGAAGUACUUGAGCACAGUUGAAGCUUAUGAGCCUGAGGAAAAUUCAUGGAUGAUACGCCCACCGAUGCUUGUGUCUAGAAAGUACUUUGGUGCAACCUCCCUCGGUGGUAAAAUUUUUGCUUUUGGAGGCUCCAACAGCCAUCAUCGGCUCAAAAGUGUAGAAUGCUUUGAUCCAUAUGAGAAUCAAUGGACCUUUGUCUCACCUAUGCUGUGCCCAAGAAUGUACUUAGCAGUUGGAACACUGGGGGGAUUGGUGUAUGCCGUGGGAGGACAUGAUGGCUUAUCACGCCUGAGUAGUGUGGAGUGCUAUGACCCUCAGAGUGAUGAAUGGAGCUAUGUGACUCCCUUAGGUAUGACUGUUGAUUCCAACUUUUUACAAAAGAGAUGCACUGUUAUAUCAUUUUGAAUUUUGUAUAUACCAGUGGUGUAAACCUGGGAGUAAUAUUUGAUUUUGUAGUCUGUUGGUUCGUAUGAAAGUAACUACUACAGAUGACAGCCCUCCUCUGGAUAACUUUUAGCUCAACAGUUAGACUAUGCAAUCAAAUCUUUUGAAUUUUGGUUGGCAGUAGAUAUAUCUUAGGUAGUUGUCACAGAGAUCUAGCCUCUGCAACCUCCAGUUCUGGGGUCUGGGACUCUCUGGUAUGCUGUUCUCUCCCCUCCCCUCAACAAACAUUAGGAGUAAUAAUGCUAUAAUAAUUCCACAUGGAUGUUCCAUAAUCAUGCUAAUAGGUCCCCCCUUAGUAGGGGUUCAAUAUCUGAUAACUCCCCCUUCCUAAUGAGUCCCCUCCUUUCUAUGCCCCACCCCCCCAGCUUUAAAAGAAAACAAAUCAGUUUGUUUCAAAAGUUUUUGAUCUUUAAUUCAGCUUGAAAGCCACCCUCCACUAGAUAUAUACUCACCCAACACUCCCAACCACAAAAUUUGUUUAUGUCUAAGGCUUGCAGUCAGGCUUUGUCCAAAUGCAAUAACAUAUUCUCAUUAUAGAAGUAUUGAAUCAAUGUCAAUACCUACCCCUUCACUAACCCAAAAUUGAUUCUGUUGUUGGGUCAGGAGAGGGGUAUGUCUACAGUUGCUCCGAUACUGACAUUGAUCAAAGUGUGAUUAUAAUAUUAGCGUGUAUAACAAUUUCUUCUCCAUUGUCUGAUAGGUAAGCCAAGAUCUGUUGCUGGUGUAGCAGCCCUUGGUGGCCUCUUGUAUGUCAUUGGUGGAUUUGAUGGGAACAAUUAUCUUCGUAAUGUUGAUGUCUAUGAUCCUGAGACAAAUUCUUGGACUGCAGCAUGUCCACUGAAUGAACAGCGCUCUGCUACCAGUGUUGCCGUAAUGAAAGGAAGGAUUUUUGCUAUUGGCGGCUUUAAUGGACAGUUCUUGUCAAGUGUUGAGGUCUAUGACCCUGAAAUUAACCAGUGGAGUUACGUAAAUAAUAUGUCGAUUCCAAGAGUACAUUUUGGUGCCACUGUUGUGUAGUACAUGUGAUUUAUUUUUGUAUAAGAUAGUUUAAAAUUCAGUCUUUGGGGAUGUUUCCAUCACUGGGAGGAAAUGUCUUUAGGCAGUUGGAAGUGUUCUAACCCUUUCACUCUGAAGAUCUCAUGAGUGCUGGUAAUUCUCCUUACCGUCUAUUGUACAAUUCUUAUGAUGUUUGGUGGGAGAAUUUGGUAUCUCCUCAAUUAAGUUUUUCUUUAUUCUCAUCACUUGUCUGUUGAUAUUGUAUUGAUAUAGUGAGGAGAAAUUAUUUCUUGGUUGCUCAUUGGAGUGACAGGGUUGGAUCCAAGGAUUUCCUACAAGCAGCAGAGUUAAUGAAAAUUUAGGAGGAAAUAGCCAUUGUGAUGUUUGAAUGCCCCUCUAAGUUUUGUUAUGGAUUAUGUUAUGCUAUAUGUUUAAUAUCAGCAAAAUUAGCUUUUUUGCUCCCAUGUUACUAAAGAAAUGGUAUUGAUAAUGUUGGAGGAACCAAGAAAAAUCUAAUCGCUAAAUAACUGAUGUUUUUUUUUCAUAAUUUUCACACACAUCAUGCUUACGGCUUCUCAUUUUUGCACCCAUUAGGCACAAUGCUUUCACGCUUAGAACAUACAUGCACAAUGCUUGCACACUCGGAGAUUAUGCAUUUCAGACAACUAACUCUGGUGCAUUUAUUUUAGUGCCUUUUGUGGGGGGUUAAAUUGGGGC
This is a messenger RNA of Pocillopora meandrina, 3376 nucleotides long. Lineage: Eukaryota; Metazoa; Cnidaria; Anthozoa; Scleractinia; Pocilloporidae. The record is from the annotation of a GenBank genome assembly.